Molecule: messenger RNA, 2316 nt
Organism: Pochonia chlamydosporia 170
Lineage: Eukaryota; Fungi; Ascomycota; Sordariomycetes; Hypocreales; Clavicipitaceae
Product: tRNA splicing endonuclease subunit
Exons: 2
Coding region: 1-2316 (771 amino acids)
Source: RefSeq, a predicted model, not a curated record
AUGGAGGAACAAGCUGGUGCUAAGAACAGCAACACGCCGCCGACUGAGGCCAAGUCGCAGUCGCCUGCUUCAACAUCGGCACAAAUGCAACCAUCUGGGAGAACCGAUGCAGCAGCCACGCCAUCAGCAACUCGACCAACUUUGUCAGAAGAACCGUCUGCACCAACUGCUCAAGCUGGCAAUGCUUCUGCCACGGGGGACAUUGCGACUACGACGACGAAUGCUACUACUAGGAGUACGACUACGACUACGACCACGGCUCAUCAACCAAAGCAGGAGAAUGGUGUUUCCAGCCCAGGCGAGGGUGCAUCCAGCAGACACGGCGCAGCUGAGCAAGCAGACAAAGACGAACAAACGCCACCCAUACGGUUGAACGGCAACAAACCUCGAACAGAGGAUAACGAGGGUGAGAGUGAAUUGAGCGACCCGGACAGCAACGUAGCAUUCCACGAACUAGAAGACGAGAUUGUAGUGAGCGGGCGGAACGGUAAAGGGGCACCAAGGAUGCCAAGCAGGCGCCAGACUACUGGAGCCAACGAGGACGAGGUGAUGGAGGAUGCACCGGAGGAGCCUGCAGGUUCCCAUUACCCUAAACGGAAACGGACUUCUAUCUUCAAUGAUUUGAGCGAGAGCAAGCUCGAGAGCGCUCACACUUCAGCUCCCACAAGAUCACCUUCAUCACCUACUGGCGCGACGAAACCAAAGCCCAACCGCCAGAGUCUUGGUGGCCCAGGAAAAGGCGUUCUACUUGGAACUUGGAGGGACUCUGACGUUAGAGACCAUGAAAGGAAGCACGCUGUCAUCGGCUUCAUCGAUGUUAGGGACCGCCUGCGAACUCGACUUUUGCCCAACACCAAAUAUGGGGAAUCAUUAGCAGAGGAAUUCCCACUUCCUCCUGGUCCUGGUGGUAGCUGGGUCACAUUCGAGCGCAUUAUAUUUUCUGACCAUUUGAUCGGCUUGGACCACUUCCAAGUAAAGGAGUACACCCGACUUCGACUAGACGCCACAUCGGAAGACACCGAGGAAGAACGUGUCAAAGCUGAGCACGCUGCCGUCGAAGAGGCCAAGCGUCGUGUUAGCGAAAACCCUGCCCUGGAGAACCCGUUGCAGUCUGCUGCUAUCGCAUACGGCGUCGAUGUACCAGAAGCACUUCAAGUCCCUGUUCGACCAGACCUCAAGCGCAGAAGGGUCAGCGGCGGAUUUGCUGCUAUCAACCCAGCACCGCCUGAGCUUGCGCCUGAGCCGGCCUCAAUCCCAACUCAGCAGCAGUCUAUGGCAGCUCACCAAAAUCAAUUUUCGAUUGAAUCACUGCCAGGCACUCGGCCCACACGCAUUCUUGUCGGGUACUGGAGGCCAUCCAGCGAACCCGAUCCAAGGGAUCGCCACGCCGUGUAUGGUAUCCUUGGUCAGAAUGACAUGUUCCGCGUCAAGGUGGUGCGAGAAACAAGGGAUGGUCGAUUUGUCGACGGCAACUUUCCAUCUGGAGCCGGUGCUCUGUGGAUUCCUUACGAAGAGGUUGAGUUUGAGCCUCAUUUGGAGUCCAUUAGCCCUAACAGGCAAGCGAUGAAGGAAUACUGCCGUGUUCGACAAUAUCAGCUGGAUCAUGGCGAGACAUCCGCUGAGCGUGUUCAGAAUGAGGAGGAUGCAGUGAAGAAAGCACUCCUACGAGUAAAAUCAAUGCCGUCCAAGAACCCCCUCAACCCCACGGUCCCAACCUUUACGGCUUCUCCACAAGGCGAUGGCGAUGAUGCCAUCAACAGGCGGCAUGGUUACAGUGGCCACGAGCUGCGCCAGUCACGUAGAACUGAGCCACGGCCUAUCAGAGCCUCAAUCAACGAGAACGACUUACGCGGCAGCCGACUUCAAAGUGUAGACGCUGUGGAGAGGACAAACGCUCUAGCACGCCGCGAGAUCGCAAGAGCCGAAGCCGCUCAGGUAAGGGCAGAUCGCCAUGCGCUUCAUAGGGAGCGUGCUGCGGCGGCGGCUGCCGCGGAUACUGUUACUGCUGCUAAUGCCGCCGCUGCUGCUGCCGCUGCCGCCUCCAACAUGCCACUGGAGCACCAUCCCAACACGAACGGUAGAAUGCUUUUCCACGAGUCGGACGAUAUGCAACGGCUGAAUAAAGUAUGGGCGCGCCAGGAGACGCUUCGCAUGAAGGGUGGCCCAGAUGAUGCCAAGAUUUAUGAUGGCAUCAAAUAUGAACGCAAGGCGACAGGACCAUUUAUGGGAAAGCUUGUAUCACAAGGUACUAUUAUCAAUAUUGACGGCGAGGAUUAUGUGGAAUAUCGUGUUCUCACCAAGCCCUCGUUCUUCUGA